This is a messenger RNA of Calypte anna (Anna's hummingbird), 1004 nucleotides long. It is a transcript of the gene FKBP1B, whose product is annotated as FKBP prolyl isomerase 1B. Gene Ontology annotation, biological process: regulation of cardiac muscle contraction by regulation of the release of sequestered calcium ion. The record is from RefSeq and is a predicted model, not a curated record. Gene Ontology annotation, molecular function: peptidyl-prolyl cis-trans isomerase activity. Bases 118 to 444 code for a protein of 108 amino acids. NCBI's taxonomy places the organism in Eukaryota, Metazoa, Chordata, Aves, Apodiformes, Trochilidae. Gene Ontology annotation, cellular component: sarcoplasmic reticulum membrane. The transcript is spliced from 4 exons.
GGCAGGGAGGGGGAUGCCUGCACUGGGGGUCCGGCCGCGCCGGGGAGCGAGGCCGAGGCGAGAGAGCCGAGGCGAGAGACGCUGAACCGAACCGAACUGAGCCGCGCCGGUGCCGCCAUGGGGGUGGAGAUCGAGACCAUCUCUCCGGGAGACGGACGGACAUUUCCAAAGAAGGGUCAGACAUGUGUGGUGCACUACACAGGAAUGCUACAGAAUGGAAAGAAGUUUGAUUCCUCCCGAGACAGAAACAAGCCCUUCAGGUUCAAGAUUGGCAGGCAAGAAGUCAUUAAAGGAUUUGAAGAAGGUGUUACACAGAUGAGCUUAGGACAAAGAGCAAAGUUGACCUGCACACCUGAGAUGGCUUAUGGAGCCACAGGCCACCCUGGGGUCAUCCCUCCCAAUGCUACUCUCCUCUUUGACGUGGAGCUUCUCAGGUUAGAGUGAAUCUUCUCAAGGGGGUUGGCUGGAGACAUCUGUUAAUAACCAUCUGCUCUUCCUCACCCUGCCAGCAGUGGGAGGAAUCUUCACUGGAAUCCAAAUCUUCCCUGCUCAAGCUGCCCUGUCAAUAGCUCCUGCCUUCUCUUUUUUAACUUUGUGGUGUCUGGUUUUGCGUUUUAUUAGAAGCUUUGCUUUGGGAAAAAUGUCUACUGUUGUAAGAUUUUCAAGUUGUACAUUUUAUUUAAUUUGCAUGUAAAGAUAAUUCACGGUGAUGACUGAAAAUAUAUAUAAUUAUAAAUAUAUAUAUAUAUUCCUUGUUGAAAAACCACUGCCUUACUGUACACUUAAACCAAGAAAAAAAAAAAAAACAAACUACAAAGGUGCUCAAAAGAAAAAUAAAUCCAAUGUACACCUUGUACAUGAACGGGCAUUAGCCAAACAGAGUUACCUGCGCUGCCACUUUUCUCAACUUGUAUGUUCUGCUUGCUGCUGUUUUAAAAAAAAUACUGUCUCAUUUAUGAAUUAAAAGUAUAUAUAUAUAUAAAACAAUAAAAUCUUGAUACUUU